AUGGUGGACGAUGAUUCUUGGGAUCUGACUGACGCCGCUGUGUUGCGCCGCGAGCUGGGCUGUGGGGCAGCGUUAUCGGCACCGGGCGGGGAUCCCUUUGGGGAAGGGACCGCACAGCUUGUGGCACAGAAUUUUCGGUCCAAGGUAGCUCUCACCUCACCAGUACUUGCCGAGAUCUCGAUCGCACGGUCGAGCUCGGGAUCAGUCUCUGUGGACGCCCAGCUCCGCGUUCGUUUCGCUGCAAAAAGCGUGCAAGUGAGACUCGCCAACGGAGGGAGUCGAUGCGCCGGGAGAGUGGAGAUUCAGUACAUGGGGAACUGGACAACCGUGCUUGAUGCUGCAUGGGACCUUCCGGACGCCGCUGUGGUGUGUCGGGAGCUGGGCUGCGGGGUCGCUCUGGCGGCUCCAGUCAGGGCUUACUUCGAGGAAGGAUCAGGUCCCAUUGCGACUGCGCUUUUGCAGUGCCGGGGAAACGAGACUGAGCUGCGGAACUGCCAGUCAUAUCCAUGGGGUCACUAUAUUGUGCCCCACUCCAACGAUGCCGGCGUCAUUUGCGCAGCACCGGUGUCACAACCCACACCAAAUCCAUUCUGCCUUGCGAAGUUUUCUGAAGAUAUAUUCUACCUGACACCACGAGGGCGUUCGAAAUUCAACUGGGUUGUGGCUCUGGAGCUGUGGCGCCGCCUGAUGCUCACUUUGGAGAAGGAACAGGUCCAGUUAUCGGCCCGCCCGGCUGUGAACAUCAGCGAGAUCUUGGUGUGA
Molecule: messenger RNA, 762 nt
Organism: Pristis pectinata (smalltooth sawfish)
Lineage: Eukaryota; Metazoa; Chordata; Chondrichthyes; Rhinopristiformes; Pristidae
Product: scavenger receptor cysteine-rich type 1 protein M130-like
Exons: 5
Coding region: 1-762 (253 amino acids)
Cellular component (GO): membrane
Source: RefSeq, a predicted model, not a curated record